Musa acuminata AAA Group (dessert banana) is the source of this 417-nucleotide messenger RNA. RefSeq lists its product as uncharacterized. The coding region runs from base 1 to 417 and encodes 138 amino acids. Lineage: Eukaryota; Viridiplantae; Streptophyta; Magnoliopsida; Zingiberales; Musaceae. The record is from RefSeq and is a predicted model, not a curated record. The transcript is spliced from 2 exons.
AUGGCGUCGGAGUCAUGGUUGGUGGAGAGGGCGAGGGAGGAGCUUCAAAAACUGGAAUCCCUGCAUCCCACCCGAUUCAAGUAUCUCAAGCUCGAGCUCAAGUCCCUCAUCUCCCAACCCCACUCCUACGUUGUUGCUGUUGACGAGGAUAGCUCAAGGCCUCCGCCUACCACUUCUCCUGCUCCCACGCAAGUGUCGUCUAAUCGGAAGAGGAAGACUGGGCGGAGUGACAAUGAUGAGGAUGAGCAGGCGGAGCAGCGUCAGAAGAAGCAGGCGCAGAAGCCAUUGUCGGCAUCAGGACGAAGGGGCGGUGGCGGGGGCUGUAUGAAGAGUGAGAGCAGCGGGGAAAUGGCCAUGAGACGCGCCGAGGCGUGCCUCAGGAGGAUUCAACAGCUGAAGCACAGCUUGUUUUGUUAG